This is a messenger RNA of Quercus robur (English oak), 1590 nucleotides long. RefSeq lists its product as uncharacterized. Lineage: Eukaryota; Viridiplantae; Streptophyta; Magnoliopsida; Fagales; Fagaceae. The coding region runs from base 1 to 1590 and encodes 529 amino acids. The transcript has 4 exons. The record is from RefSeq and is a predicted model, not a curated record.
AUGCUUCUUACAAUAUUGAGCGCUUGGCUUUUUGUGGAGAAGAGGAGGCUCGUCGAGGUGUUCCCAGAAAAGGAAAGGAAACCAUGGGACCUUUGGGAGCUACGAAUAUUGGUCCUGAUCAGCCUCACCUUGCAAAUAUCUCAAAUCGUUCUAGGCAGUCGAAGAAAGUAUAAUCCAAGCACUUUGCUCAGAUUGUCUCUCUGGUCUGCAUAUCUAACUGCAGACUGGGUGGCAACUGUUGCACUAGGUGUCCUCUCCAAUAACCAAAGACCUUCCUGCACUUGUGAUAUUGAUAGCAUUAGCAAUACUACUAAUCCUAUCAAUGAUGAGCUCAGUGCAUUUUGGGCACCAUUUCUGCUGUUGCACCUUGGCGGACCAGACACAAUUACUGCUUAUGCUUUAGCAGACAAUGAGUUGUGGAUAAGGCAUUUGCUUGGACUUGCUGUCCAAAUGAUCGUGGCAAUUUAUAUCACUGUCACGGCCUGGAGUCGAACUUGGCUCUCAUUCCUGACCAUUCCCAUGCUUUUUGCUGGGGGAAUAAAGUACAUCGAAAGGACAUUAUCCCUGAGGUCUGCAAAUCGUGAGCAGUUUCUUGAUUCAUUGCUCAAUCCUCCUGAUCCUGGCCCCAAUUAUGCCAAAUUCAUGGAGGAAUUCUGUUUGAAAAAAGCCGAGGGGUUUAGUGUGUUGGCUAUUGAAGUGAUUGAUGCUGCUGACCAGCCCGAUGCUGCUGGCAGUGGCAAUAACAAUGGGAACACUAGUAAACGGAUAUUGCCUGAUGCGUACGGCUUCUUCAACACUUUUAGGCGGCUCUUUGUAGAUCUUAUUCUUAGCUUCCAUGACCGAGAUAAAAGCCGGUACUACUUCCAGAACCAGAAUCUCAUUUCGAAAACUGCUUUUGAGGUAGUUGAAAUCGAACUUGGAUUUGCAUAUGAGGUUUUUUAUACCAAGGCACCUAUAAUGUACACUAUUUGGGGAUGCAUUUUCCGCUUCAUCACUUCGACUUGCACUAUUAUAGUGUUUGUGCUCUUCCUAAUUAUUGAGAAGCACAAUCACCCGUGGGAUGAUCUCAUCAUUACUUACAUAUUACUUGUGGGAGCUAUUAUUCUAGAAUUCUAUGCUGUCAUUUUGCUACUUUCCUCCGAUUGGACACAGCUAUGGUUGAGUGAGGAUGGCUGGUAUAAAUCCCGUAGCAAAAUCUCUACCGAAUUGAAAGAUUUUAUCUUCCAGCAUUUUCUGAAGAAGUCAAAGGACGCCAAAAGCGCAAAGACAGCAAAGGACACCUCAUCUUUAUGUAGUGCUAGAGGCAAUCUUGUUUUUGAAGAAUAUGAACGUUCUUCCUCAUUCAAUUGGACCACCGAGGUAGAGUUCGACCAUAGCAUUCUUAUCUGGCACAUUGCUACAGAUAUCUGCUAUCACUCAAAUGGUGGUAAAAAAUUGGCUGCCAAAAAUUUAAGGUGUAAAGGGAGCAAGAACCUGUCAGACUACAUGUUGUAUCUAUUAGUCAUGUGUCCUUUCCUGUUGCCAAUUGGGAUUGGGAUGAUCAGGAAAUGGGUGAAGAGAAAAAUUGGGAGCUUGUUUGGGAGUUUGUGA